AUGUAUUGUGGGUCAACAUGGAUAAGGAAAUUGACGAUGAAACAGUGCGAUAUAUGUAAAACAAACAAUCCAUUAUGCAAACAAGAAUUUGAGAAAUGGCUCGCAAUGAUGCGACCUUGGGAAAGUGUGCAUAUCGACUUUGCAGGACCAUUUUAUAACUCGAUGUGGUUAAUAUGUGUCGAUGCGUAUUCACAAUUUCCAUUUGUUUGUCAGCUUACAAACAGUGCAACAUCCGAUACAAUAGCAGCUCUAUCGUCGAUUUUUGCAAUAGAGGAGUUACCCGAAACCAUUGUUAGCAAUAAUGGUCCCCAACUAACUGUUAAAAAGUUUGCAAUUUUUUGUAAAAGCCAUGGGAUAAAGCAUGUUACGACUGCAUUAUUUCAUCUGGCUUCUAAUGGAUUAGCUGAAAGGUUCGUUAGAACUUUUAAAACAGGAAUGCUGAAAAAUAUAGAUGGAGGGUUGACGAUUAAAAAUGCUUUAGUAAAAUACUUGUCAACAUAUCGUUUUACACCUAACACAUGGGGUAAAAUACCAGCCGAACUAUUACAUGGUCGUAAGGUACGAACAUUAUUAAGCCAAGUUCGACAAUUUCAUCAACCUUAUGAUAGCAAAAAUAAUUCUAAUGCACAAUUUCAACCUAAUCAGUCAGUUUUUUUUAGAAGUUAUUCAAGAGGGGAAAAAUGGCUGAAAGGAACUAUUAGUCGUCCACUUGGAAAAUUAUUGUAUAUAGUAAAGACAGAUGCUGGGUAUGUGAAACGUCAUUCCAAUCAACUAAGAGCCUACAACGGAACAAAUCAAAGCAAUGAGGCAAUAGAAACUGAUGCAAUUCCUAUAUUAUUCGCGCCAAAAGCUACAAAUGACCAGCCACCAUCAAUCAUGCAACAUCAACCGCAGAAGCUAUGUGAACAGCAACAACAGGAGCAACAGGAUUUUAGAAAUACCUAUCGCAAACGUAAUUGA
Molecule: messenger RNA, 960 nt
Organism: Teleopsis dalmanni
Lineage: Eukaryota; Metazoa; Arthropoda; Insecta; Diptera; Diopsidae
Exons: 1
Coding region: 1-960 (319 amino acids)
Biological process (GO): DNA integration
Molecular function (GO): nucleic acid binding
Source: RefSeq, a predicted model, not a curated record